Menidia menidia (Atlantic silverside) is the source of this 2361-nucleotide messenger RNA. The record is from the annotation of a GenBank genome assembly. Lineage: Eukaryota; Metazoa; Chordata; Actinopteri; Atheriniformes; Atherinopsidae.
UGGAGUGAUUGAAUAACUGUGUGUGUCUGCAUUGACUCAGAGGAGGUGACUGACUUUUUUGGGGUGGAUUUUCUCUGUUUCACCAGAGACUCAGACCCAAUCGGAGCAGCACUUUGCUCUGAUAAACCUCCUCAUCCUGUGCCAGCCAGCAGUCUGGCACACUGACCCAGAGGAUGUUGAGCCUGCUGUUCCUGCUGCUGUGGACAUGGACCAGCUCAGCCCUGAUCAGGGUCCCUCUGAGUCGGGUGCCCUCGAUUCGUACCCAGCUACGGGCGGAGGGUUUGCUUCAGGCCUUCCUGAAGGACCACAGUCCGGACAUCUUUAACCGCCGUUUUGCCCAGUGCUUCCCGCCCGGGACCCAGUCACUGAAACUGGGGCGGUCCAGUGAGAAAAUCUACAAUUUUAUGGACGCUCAGUACUUUGGUGAAAUCAGUUUGGGGACUCCAGCGCAGAACUUCUCUGUGAUUUUUGACACCGGCUCCUCGGAUCUGUGGGUGCCUUCGUCCUACUGCGUCAGCCAGGCCUGCGGUACGGCACACAGUAAACACGCGUUGCACAGGCGUUUUAAGGCUUUUGAGUCAAAGACCUUCCACCAUGAUGGGCGAACAUUUGGAAUCCACUACGGAUCAGGACACCUGCUGGGAGUCAUGGGCCGGGACACACUCAAGAUUGGGGACCUGACUGCCCUGAACCAGGAGUUUGGGGAGUCUGUGUAUGAACCCGGGGCUACCUUUGUAACGGCUAAGUUCGAUGGCGUCCUGGGACUGGGCUAUGCGUCCCUCGCAGAGAUCCUUGGAAACCCGGUUUUUGACAACAUGCUGGCUCAGAAGAUAGUGGAGGAGCCCAUCUUCUCUUUCUACCUCACUAGGAAAACGAGUACCAGCAACCCAGACGGAGAGCUGUUGCUGGGUGGAAAAGAUGAGGCUCUGUUCUCUGGACCAAUCAACUGGCUCCCUGUCACUGCCAAAGGCUACUGGCAGAUUAAAAUGGACAGCGUGGCUGUGCAGGGCGUUAGCUCCUUCUGUCCACGCGGGUGCCAGGCCAUCGUGGAUACCGGGACCUCCCUUAUUGCUGGACCCACUAAUGACAUUCUCAGUCUGCAGCAGCUGAUUGGAGCCACACCCACAAGCAUUGGAGAGUUCCUCAUCGACUGUGCCAGGUUGUCCAGUCUGCCUCAUGUGACUUUUAUUCUGGGAGGAACAGAGUACACGCUGACUUCUGAGCAGUAUGUUAGAAAGGAGACUUUUGGCAACAAGGAGCUGUGUUUCAGUGGUUUCCAGGCGGCCGACAUCGUUUCCCCUGAAGGUCCUCUGUGGAUCCUGGGAGACGUGUUCCUCACUGAGUACUACAGCAUCUUCGACAAAGGGCAGGACAGAGUGGGCUUUGCCCGUGCCAAACAUGCCAUCGAAUAAUAAGCCUCCACUCUUUUAGCUGGCAAAUGUUUGAUUUUAGAAGUACUCUUCCAUUAAAAUCCAUUCUGUAAAGCCGACCAAGGCAACAGUCCAAAGCUAUCCAAGACUCAGAGAUGAGCAAGAAACAGCCAAAAUCAGGACGUUUUCCUUUGUAUGUAACCCAUCUACAAAGACCAAAGUUUUUUUGAAGAAGUAUAGCUGUUGGAGAUUAAGCAGCAUAAACUGAUACCUUUCAUUCCUCUAUUUAGCUUCGGUAGCCAGAUAAGAAAUCCUCCCUUUUCAGACACAAGAUGACAACCAAAAAGACUCAACUGAAGUCAUUUAAAGCCCCAAAACUUUACUCUAAAAAAGUCAAUACAAAUUCCUUUCUUAAAGGCUAACUCAUCAUUUGCCACUUCCUGCAACUCUUAAUGUGCUUUGAGAAUUAAUCCAUUAAAAUGCAUUAAUGGAAAAUGCUUGCAAGCAAAAUUUUUACCAACUGUUUCCUUUUUUUUAACCUGAAAGAAUAAUUUUGCUGGACUUUUCUUCUGUGUAACUGCCUCCUUUUUUGCUCAGUAUUUCUGCAAUGGGAGGAUGCAAAGUGUGCCAUAUAAAGAGAAUGAAUGAGAGUAUUCUUCAGACGUUUGUAACCAUAACCUUAACCCUAUAAUGCCAAAUGUACCAUAUCUGAUCUGGUUUCUGAAGUCUUUUGGAUGUGAGACUUUCUGCAUCAUUCAGUGGUAAAAUCUUUGCUCAAACCCCUGUUGUACACAUUCAGAUAUACCUGAUAACAGCCAGUAGAAGACUACACCAACAUACAUUUUUUACUUAUUGCACGCUAAUUUGAUCAAAACAAUUUCAGUUUUUUUUCUUCAUAUGUUGUUGAGGGGCCAAAGAAAGACUUCACACUUAAAAAAAUCCAAUAUUCCUCCUAUUUUUCUUGGAUCAGGCUUUAAAGGGUUAACCACAA